This is a messenger RNA of Zootermopsis nevadensis, 4459 nucleotides long. The record is from RefSeq and is a predicted model, not a curated record. Lineage: Eukaryota; Metazoa; Arthropoda; Insecta; Blattodea; Termopsidae.
AGCGUCAAACAGGAAAAGUGGCUGGUCGGGAUUCGCUUUCAGCAUUAGUGUGUUGGAUGUGAAGGUGAACACUGGCAAGGCCAAGGGCAGUCGUCAUCUUCACGCAAGAACCGACCCUCACCAAGCAAUAAUUCCCUCUAACCGACAGAGCGAAGGCGCCACGAGCAGAAACCAAAGGACAGCCCGACUGUACAAGGAAGGAAAACAAGUAGCAUCCCCCAACUAACCGUCAAGGACCAACAGAUAACCAAGCUUACAAAUUGAACUACAAUGGGCACAUGGCGGUUCCUGGGCCUAUUAUUAGCAGCAGCGGCCAUUGGACAUCAAGUAGUAAGAGCUGAUGAUAGCUCAUCAUCAUCGGAGCCUGUCGAAACGUCCUCAGAAGCUGUUCAACCAUCUGGACCGUCAGCUAGCGGUCCCAGCGGCCCAAGUGCGCUAGGAUACAUGGGGCCGUCUGGCGUAGAAGAAUGCGAUCCGGACAUGAUUGGUUUUGAAAUAAUCACUGGUUUCGUAUAUUCGGCGCCUUCAGAUCUACUGGACUCACUUCCAGGAACACUGAUGCUGACAGACUGCCUGGAAGCGUGCCAGGGCAACGACACAUGUCAGUCCGUAAAUUACGAGACAGGCCUCUGUGUAUUGUUCAGGUCUAAUGCUGACAGCUAUCCAGGGGCGCUGACCAAGUCCCAGUUCCCCGUCUUCACAAUCUACGCGCAGAAGACGUGUCUUGGCGUGAAGCCAUGCGAGAAGGCGUGGUGUUUUGACCGAGUGCAAGGCUACCAGCUGUCCGGCUUCUCCAGAAAGCAACACGUAACUGCUUCUCGUCAAGACUGUCUUGAGCUGUGUCUUGGCGAACGUGAAUUCCCAUGCAGGUCGGCCAACUAUAACAACGCGACGAAGGAAUGCAGUCUAUCAGAUAUGGACCGCCUUACCGUGGCAGGUUCUGGUGCGUUCCGUUCCGAAACGGACGCGGAAUACCUGGAGAACAACUGCGUUGAAGAACCUGUCAAAUUAUGCGAAUUUAAGAAGCUAAGUGGUCGCAUCCUCAAGACAGUGGAUUCGGUGUACCAGGAUGUUGGAUCGGCGGAUGAAUGCCGCGAGCUCUGUCUCAACUCGCCCUUCCGCUGCCACUCUUAUGACUACGGCGACACCGGCGAGAUGGUCUGCAGACUCAGUCAUCACUCGCGUGCUACUCUUGCCCCCCCGAUGUACUAAUAUUCUUGCUUGCAGGAUCCAUAUCUGGAUGUACCAGAAGCAUCAACAUAUGAGCUGAGCUCUUGCUACAACGUCAGCAUUGACUGUCGAUCUGGUGAUAUGGUAGCACGCAUCAAGACCAGCAGACUGUUCAAUGGCAAAAUCUACGCCAAAGGCAGCCCCAACUCGUGUGUGGAAGACGUUCGUGGAAGUCUUGAAUUUGAACUAAGGAUGGCGUACGAUGAUGUUGAAUGCAACGUAAGGCAACAAGGUCUUGGCCGGUAUCUGAACGACGUCGUCAUUCAGCACCACGAUACUAUCGUGACGAGUUCGGAUUUGGGUUUAGCCGUCACGUGUCAAUACGACCUGACCAAUAAGAGCGUCUCGAACGAGGUUGAUCUCGGUGUGAGAGGUGACGUGCGCCCAGCACUGUCGGAAGAGGUCGUAGUGGACUCACCCAACAUUGCUAUGAAGAUCACGCAUCGUCAUGGUGGAGAUCUCCUGCCAUCAGCAGAAGUUGGAGACCCCCUGACUCUGUGGUUCGAGAUUCUGGAUCGCAACAGCCCAUACGACAUGUUCGUGAGAGAACUCGUCGCAAUGGACGGGGUGGACUCCAGUGAGAUUGUGCUUAUUGACUCGGACGGUUGCCCAACUGAUCACUUCAUAAUGGGGCCGAUCUACAAGUCUGCGGACUCUGGCAAGGUAUUAUUAUCACACUUCGACGCUUUCAAGUUCCCUUCAUCAGAAGUGGUACAAUUCCGCGCCCUCGUUACACCCUGCAUGCCCACAUGUGAACCGGUGCAGUGUGAUCAAGAAGAUUCAUCCGGCGAACUUCGAUCCGUACAAUCAUUCGGUCGCCGUAGACGCCGUUCAACCAGCAGUCACACAGCCAAAGCUCGUGAAGAUAUGUUACUUGUACAAUCCAUCCACAUCACCGACAAAUUCGGUUUCGAUCAGUCGGCAGCAAGGAAGUCCAACGUGACCACGUCUACAAGCGAUAACAGUGCCAUCUUCAUUAGUGAUACGACGUCUGGAGGAUUCUGUAUCAACGUAGCGGGUAUCAUUGUGGCUGUAACCGUCUUCCUGGUGGCACAACUAGCUGUGAUUGCGGUGUGGACCUUCGUAUGGCAGCGCAGAAGAAAGAUCAUGAAGCACCACCAGGAUGCUAUGUCUGUGAGUGUAAGUGUUCCUGGACUCAACGUGGCCCGUACAGAUAGUCUCUGCAAGCUUUACGACACAGGGUACGCCAGGCGCUUCUGAGGACUUGUCAACAAAGCAAAUACGGUAGUCAUCUGCUUUAAUGCCAAAUUUUAACUAAAAAAAGUACGAUAACGCUUGACUCUAAGUUAAAAAUUUUCAACUCAAGAUUUGACAAUGUUCAACUUAUUGACUGAAUUUAGCCAAAAUUCUGAAAUUACUUAUUAAAUUUGACACCGGAAACAAAGCAACACCAAGAAAAUGUCAUGCCAACUGUUCCAAUAUCAAUAACAUGGGCAUGACCACAAAAUUUCUAUCAUUUCUGUUAAAUCUUAAGAUUUACACAGAGAAGCUGCUACAUAAGAACAUAUCUGUUUCGAGUCCAAGCACUUCCCCUAUCACAAUGAAUAGUAUAAUUCUGGCAAGUUUCGCCAAAAAUGGUAUACUGAUUUCAAAUCGUAUUAUACAUGAGACAUCCAUUAUCCACACACAAGAUGUCUCUGUCUUUAAGUUCUCGAAUAUAACGCCUUGCAUCAAUAUCUGAGUCUAAAAGUGUACACCAUUGAUCGGUACGAUCAUCAUAACUACAGUCAACAGCAUUGAAAUCUCCACGAACUAAAUAAAUCUUAUGAAUAUGAUAUAUGUAUGAAAAAAGUGCAUAUGUUCCUGGAGUCUCCGUGUCAUUUUAACUACGCACAUUACAAAAUUGUAGCAACAGUCUAGGAAAUGCAACGAGUCUUGUAAUACGUUCAGUUUUAUCUGUGAAAAAUGAGAAUGUCUCGUUUCCCUUAACCAAUUCGUCACAGAGGGAUAGAAGGGCAAGAACUUAAGACAAACGAGCAAAGUUCUUUUACUUGCUUGCAGAAAUCAAUUUCUGCUAUCAGAAAGAAAUGCUGCAAUGUAAGAAAAGCAUUCAUGACAGUAUGACCACUGUGAAGUUGUUAUAAAAACACUUUCUGUAAAUAAGAAAUGGGACAAGCCAUUCAUGCCACAGAACUGCAGAAUUUAAAAGGCAUAUCGGGGUCAUGGUGAAGGUUGGUAUAGGAUUCAACGGUGCUAACAUAUGAACGCAGAACUUCCCUCGUAAUUAUUCGCUAGGAAAUAAGAAUUCAGUGUCGAGAACAGCAAUUGUAAAGGAUUUCUUACCUUUACAAAACUGUUUUCGAGGUUGAGUUCAGUAGCUAAUGAUAACUUUAUUGAUACUGCUGAUGCCAUUUAUCAUUUUUACUUUUAGUAAUCGAUAUUACGUAGUUUUAUGUACAACACUUCAACGACAAAGAACCCACCUGCAAAAACCUCACAGCGAUGCAUCACGUACUGUAAGAGUUAAUUAAAACUGCAUUUUCCUACAGCGAUGCUAGCUGUUAUAAAUGUGUUUUUUAAACAGAUACUAUUGAAAUAGUAUCAUAUAAGCUUCCUCUUCAAAAGUAAUAAAUGAUGUUUGAAAAACACUGUGCUAAUUUAAAAUUUUAAUUAGUGAUCAAUACGUAUAUGCUUAUAGUUUUAUAUCUAUACCUGAAAGGGUAAUCAGCCGAAGGGGAACAACAUACUAAUACGUCGACAAACAGCUGAGGAGACGAGGACGACCGGUGUGUAUGUAUAAUGAGUGAAUGUAUGUCCGUUUCUAUACAAGAAUGACUGUCUUAUUUAAGGUUAAGUGACCUCACGUUUUUAUUGUUAUUUUUGCUUGUUCUCGCCUCCGAGGUGGGAGUUUUAAGGCAACUUACAUUGGGAAAAUUUUAGUAUUUCGUGUUCACUGCACACACGCAUCACGCGUCGAUAUUUGCUACACACGUUUGUUAGAAUCUACAUCAAAUAUACUGCACGUUUAUAGUACUUUCACAUAAAAAUCAAGAGUGUGAUCACGAAAUGAACUCCCUGUAAGUUGUUUUAAAAUCCCACAAGUUCAACCGAAACUGAAAAUGGAAAAGGUCUUGUUUAUACAGUACCCUAAGUAUAUAACUAGAGCUUGUGUUAAGAUGGAUGUAUGGCAAUUAAGUCAUAAGAUUAUUAUCUGGUAUUAAUUUUAGUGUUUUACACUGUAACCACUAAUAAAAUAAAAUAAACAUAA